Messenger RNA from Neopelma chrysocephalum (saffron-crested tyrant-manakin), 2236 nucleotides. Its product is annotated as prosaposin-like. Gene Ontology annotation, biological process: sphingolipid metabolic process. Bases 39 to 1604 code for a protein of 521 amino acids. Gene Ontology annotation, cellular component: lysosome. The record is from RefSeq and is a predicted model, not a curated record. The transcript is spliced from 15 exons. Lineage: Eukaryota; Metazoa; Chordata; Aves; Passeriformes; Pipridae.
GAGAGGAACCAGCCACUGAGGACUAUCUUAGGAACGGCAUGGAGAGCAAAUGGAGUGGCUGGGUGCUGAUCGUUUCUGUGUGCCUGGGCUCCUACCAAGCCGGGGCCAGCCCCCUCCACGAGUGUGGCGAGCGGCCGGAGGACUGGUGUCGUGACGUGACCACGGCGACCAAGUGUGGGGCCCUGGAGCUCUGCCAGCUCACCGUCUGGGACCAGGCCCUGGGGAAGGGGAUCCCAUGUCACCUGUGCCAGGUGGCCGUCUCCGUGAUGGGCAAGAUCCUGCAGGACAACCGCACUGAGGAAAAGCUGAGGCUCUUCUUGGAUAAAAGAUGCCAGUACCUGCCCUUCCAGGACUGGUCUGUCAAGUGCAAGAGGAUGGUGGACACUGGCAUCCUCAUCCUCGCCCAGCUGGGCAAGCAAGUGCUGUCGGACCCGAAGGUGGUGUGUGGGACCAUCAGGCUGUGCCAGCCCCGGGAGAGACCCACGGGGGCCCUGAAGUUUCAGAAGCCACCACCAGCUCCCACAGGGCCCACUCAGGAUUUCGCUGACCUGGUCGCCCCCUUCAUGGCCAACGUGCCCCUCCUGCUCUAUCCCCAGGACCUACCUCGUGGGGAGGCCCAGGACAUGGAAGAGGUGUGUGGGGACUGCCUGCAGCUAGUGGCGGCCGUGCAGCUGCAGCUGGGGGCCAACACUGCCUUCACCCAGGCACUGGUGGCCCAUGCUGAGUGGGUGUGUGAGGGCCUGAGCCCUGCUCUGGCACAGCAGUGCAAGCUCUACCUGGCUGAGUACGUGGGCACGGCCGCGCAGCUCCUGCGGUACCUGCGGGCUGAGGACCCGAUGGAGCUGUGUGGCCAACUGGGACUCUGUUCCUCCACCUCGGCACUGCCCCUCCACAAGCUGUUCACGGAGAAGGUGACGCAGGUUCUGAGCAUGCUGGGCGACAGGGUGGGGAACACUCCGCUGUGUGAGGUGUGCCAGUUCACCGUGAGGACAGCCGAGAGCCUCCUGGAGAACAACGUGACUGAGGAGCAACUGGUGAAUGACAUUGAAAAGGUGUGCUACAUGCUGCCCCACGGCGUCAUCGGGCAGUGCAAGGACUUCGUCAACUCCUACGGCAAAGCCGUGAUGAUCAUGCUGCUGGAGGCCACCAACCCGGCCGCUGUGUGCACCAUGCUGCACUGCUGCCCCCGCGGCGGGGACACCCUUCCGGGGGCUGCCCCGCUGGAGCAGCUGGCGGUGAGCGCGGGCGCCUUCUGCAACGUCUGCCAGAUCGUCAUCACCUACUUCGACAACGAGCUGCUGAAGAACGAGACGCUGGAGGAGCUGGGCAACGUGCUGGAGAAGGGCUGUGAGAUGCUGCCCAUGCCCCUCACCAGCAAGUGUGAAGCGCUCAUUCUGCAGUACGAGCCUGCGGCCGUGCGGCUCUUCGUGCAGAUGAUGGACCCCACCUUUGUCUGCACUAAAAUCCGAGCCUGCGACUCACGCAAGGAGGAUCUCCUGGGCUCAGACCCCUGUGCCUGGGGCCCGCACUACUGGUGCAAGAACAUGGCCACGGCAGUCGAGUGCAAUGCCGUCGCACACUGCCAGCGUCACAUAUGGAACUAGGAGCCAUCUCCCCAGCUGGCUGGACUAGCUCUGCCGUUUGGUUCAGGAUCCUGGCUCCUCUCCCCUGGGACGUGCCUGCACCCAUGGAGGGCAAUGGCAGGAGGGCUGUGGGGAACCCCAGCUGCCUCUGCCACUUCCUUUUCCACCCCUGGGGCUUGGAUUUCCAAAUCAGGUUAAGGGACUCGUAUUUUCAGGACUGGGGAUUCAGCCUUGACGUCUCUCAGGGUGUAAAAAUCCCCAUCCCCAACCCCAUCCCCAUCCCCACCUCUAUCCCCAGCCCCAUCCCACCCUGAACCACUCGUAAGGCCCAGAUCCUGCAACGUGGAGCCAUUCCUGUGGGCUGCGUUGGGUUCUGCUGCCCAAACGCAGGCCCCCCGCUCCAGGCCAGCAGGAGCUUCAUGCCAUAGAUCUGGGGAUACUUAAUAUAUAAACAUAUUGUAUAUAUCAUAUAUACUAAGUAUCUCCUGAACAUGAAAUGAGUAAGUUUGGGUGCAAAGAUUUCCUUCCAAGCACCCAUUUCCGUGGGGGGUUCUGUGCUGGCCCAGCUGUGGUGGUGAGGGGCAGCAGGGUGCUGGCUCAUCCCUCCCCACUGUAGUGGGGGCACGCCUGCAGUGCCUGGUCCUGAGCAUGCA